GUGCGGUGUCAGAGGCAAACGCUGUGGUGGUGACUGGCAAUAUGCAUUCGUAAAUACUUUCGUAUGUUUUGCAUUAGUUGACUGACUCGAUGUUGGGCUGUAUUCGUGCGUCUAAAAGUAUACGGGAAUCGUUUGCAGCAGUCAAAAAGCAGAGUUUCGGUUAAGUUGAACGGAGACGGACUUUCGAUUUUUGUCUCUUGUUUAGGAACUUUUUUAACUCUUAAAUAUAAGAAACUUUUGUAUCAUUCCGUACGAUAUUUUAAAGCAGUGAUUUCAAUUUGCUAAAAUGUAUUUUGUAGCGAGAUUAUGAUGAUUUUUUAUAUGUGAAAUCACUUAAGCAUUGUAAAAAAGUGAAAAGUCCCCUUCCAAUUUCAUCACAACACUUGAGCAUCGAUUGAGAUAAAAUUGAUUAGUUAUUUGCUAAAAACUCUAGCAAUAUGUCACUAGCCAGCGCUGCAGGUAUUUUGCUAAAGCCACAGACUCCACUACAGCAACUGCUUGAGGAUAUAAAUUUUCAACGUACAAAGGAAAUGCGACAAUUGCUCAAAGAUGACAGUGGUUUUGUGGUCCUCCAAGGUACUACAUAUUGGACAGAUUUGUUUGUACGCCAUUUCUUGUUUCAAACUGAACCCGUACAUAGCAUCGAUUCAGAUGAUUUACUUUUCUUUGUUCGCAAAAAACACGUGAAAAGUUCCUCCCGACAUAUGCCAAAAUAUGAGACAGAAGUUGAUGUGUUUCGGAAGGACUCCAGAAAACUUCCGAUUGGUGAUCCGGAUGUCGAUUGGGAGGAAACUGUCUAUCUCAAUAUGGUUAUACAUCAAUUCGAUUAUACACUCACAUUAGCAAUUUGUACGCGCACAUCGCCAAAGGAAUUACAGGUGUUGAGACGCCACUCACAACGCGUAUACGCUAGUCCAAGUCGUCGGAAAAUGGACACUAAAGGUGAAGGCGAGGAGAUAACAUACCCACAUAUUUGCUUUAUGGUAGAUAAUUUCGAUGAGGUUUUCAGCGACAUCUUAGUGCGUGACGGUGAAAUGGUUUGUGUGGAAUUGGUGGCCAACGACAAAGAUGGUUCUGUGCAGGGUGUAAUAUUUCUUGGUUCAAUACGCUAUGAUGCCCUCAAAAAAGUGUACGAUGCGAGGCAAUCAAGCCUCAGCUCUAAAGUUGCGCAACGCAUGUCUUUUGGCCUAUUUAGCAGUGGUGCGGGUGUGCAAACACGCUGUGAAUUCGUUCGAAUGAAGGGUCCACAGGGUAAAGGCCAUGCCGAAAUGGCUGUUACAAAGCCGAAAGGCUCAGGCGUGGAGACACCAACAAGUGAACCAGGAUUUUGUGCAACAGAUAUGUGGGACGAGUGGGAGGAGGAAAAUGAUGACUACUGCACUUAUCGUCAUCAGCGGCGCCUAAGUGAUCCCAGCGCUAAUUUAAAUAAUUUCUCUAGGUACGCUUGGCGUACAAAAGGCGCACCUGAUGCAGUCGGUGGUACAGCGGGCGCUAAGGCGCGUUCUGAAAACGAAGGACUCGAUUCGCUGGCAAAUGAGGUGUCAGAGAUUGAAGCUGGCGAUUUACGUGAUGAUCUGCGUCCUGCUUUCUCGGCAUCCGAGGCAAAACUCCAUCUCAAUCCGAAUUGUGAAGCAGCUAACGCGGCUGUGGUUAAGCUUCCGAUUUCACCUGAAAACGAAGUAAAACUUAGCGCUCAGCAGCAAGCGGCAGAUGUUGUAGACGGCAGUGUGCACGUGGCUGAAGCUGUGGAAGCCACUGCGGCAACGAUCACCUCGCCAACCUCCAAUACGAGCACAACGGGUUGCAGCAACUGUUUCGGCGGCAAAAAGUGCAAACGUUGGGUGGGUGCGUCAAGCGAUAAGAACACGCCUCAAAUGUCGGAAGUGUAUUGUCCGACAUGCGACGAUGCGGCCAACGAGACUCCAGCUUGUCUCAGCAAAAUGCCCGACAAAAAGUCAAAGCCAAAACACAGAACCAUAUUAAGUGUGGAAAGCGAACUGAUUGUGACCAAGCGAGGAAGUCUCCGGUUGACCGCCGGGGGUGGAGAGAAGAAAGGUGUGGUACGUAGCGCCUCUCUUAGUGCAGCUGAUCGUAAGGUAAAGCGCACAGCUAUUCCAGCUCAAAAGAAAGAAAAGGAAAAGGAAAAAGAAAAGGACAAGCAUAAGGUUAGAGAGAAAGAUAAGGAUAAGAGCAAAGCUUCUACUUUACUUGCUAAGGUUUCCCCCAAACGAAUCAAGUCUAAAACGGGCGCUGCCGCUUCAACAAAAACCAAGAACAAUAAUGGCCAAAAAGAUACAAAGGAAACUCAGUUGCCAAAAGAAAGCAACAGUAAUAACAACAGGACAGAAAAACAAGAAGCCACAUCGUUGAAAGCCGAAGAAUAUGAAAUAGCCGACGACGCAACUUCAUUGAAUGGCACAACAGUUGAGCCGAGCGAGGCUAAAAUGGCCAUACUAAGCGAGAAAGACACAAAGUUGAUGAUAAAUGUGCGCGGCCGUGAGGAACUGCCCGUUGUAGAGCAGCGCUCGCCGCCAAACACAGCCGAGUCAGUUGCUUCCGGCAGUGACGACAGCAACACGACCAGCAGCAACCAAAACAGUCCAUACUGUUUCGAGAAGUGUGUACGUGUACCUGUAAAAUCAGAAUGCCAUCCAUUGCAGCAGCAGUCGAGUCAGAAGACGCCUAGUGCAGCUGCUGCUGCAACUUUUGAUAAUAAGCGAGACAAUAGCAUGUCGUCGACUACUGCGACAACCUCAACGACAACAAAAGCAACUAAAAUCACAGCACUCCAGCUUGAAACGCAGACUGAGACCGUGAACAGUGACUGUAAUGGCAACUGCCACCUGAUAUCGCCACCAGCCACAUCGAGUGCGCAGCGUUCGCCUAUUUCACCUCCGCCAGCGGUGUCGGCUGCGGGCAGCGUCGAAAACGGUAGUGUGAGCGAUGGAGGCGGUGGUGGCGGCGCUGGUAGCGGCAGUGAAAAUGGUCAUACCAAUGCAACUUUACCACGAGCAAAACGCAACAGUGCUCAACACGCAUUCUAUCAUCGUGCUCUGAGUUUGGUGCCAAAGCGUAGGACGCCCGACGGCACGAACAUUUAUUAUUGGUGCGAUUUGCCGCGAAAAGCGCUUAAAGAGUUGGACGACGGCGCUUACAAUCCACUCUGGGCAAGUCGUGGUUUCACGCAAACAUUUCACUUUUGGAAGGAAAAUCGACGUCAACAGUCCACACCGCUCAACGCAUUCCUCACCUAUGUGACACUGCCUUGGUGGAGCAUUGCUAAAGAUCUUCUGGAUCAUCGUGAAACGCCUAUACUAACCUUUUAGUAUUAAAUUAGCCAUUUUUAUUUGCUUACUUCUAUGUAUUUCAAUAUACUUAUUUAAAACAUUAUAUUUA
This is a messenger RNA of Rhagoletis zephyria (snowberry fruit fly), 3396 nucleotides long. RefSeq lists its product as uncharacterized. NCBI's taxonomy places the organism in Eukaryota, Metazoa, Arthropoda, Insecta, Diptera, Tephritidae. The record is from RefSeq and is a predicted model, not a curated record.